Silurus meridionalis is the source of this 2988-nucleotide messenger RNA. Its product is annotated as scavenger receptor cysteine-rich type 1 protein M130-like. Gene Ontology annotation, cellular component: membrane. NCBI's taxonomy places the organism in Eukaryota, Metazoa, Chordata, Actinopteri, Siluriformes, Siluridae. The transcript is spliced from 15 exons. The record is from RefSeq and is a predicted model, not a curated record. The coding region runs from base 89 to 2656 and encodes 855 amino acids.
UUGUGGGUCAUUUAGGUCAGGUGGAAGUAACUGUCAUCAUGGUAGAGACUUUGCGGUAAUCUGUUCAGGCCACAGAAAACCCAGACUUAUGGAUGGCCCACAUGUGUGUGCUGGGAGAAUAGAGGUGCUUUAUGGAAAUACAUGGGCAGCAGUGUGUGAUGCUGAAUUUAACCAGAAGAAUGCAGAGGUUGUGUGUCGGGAGUUGGGCUGUGGGCUUCCUGUAAAGGUGUUGGGGGCAUCUGCUUUCGGCAAUGGAAAAGGCCAGGUGUGGACAAAGGAGCUUCAUUGCAGAGGCAAUGAAACCCAGAUUUAUUUCUGCCAAGGAUCGUUUACACUUGAACACAAUUGCUCCCUUGAAAUGAAAGAUGCAGGAUUAAUUUGUUCAGGUUAUACAGAUGCACGGCUGGUGAAUGGCAAGGACUCCUGUUCUGGUCGAGUUGAGCUCAACUACCUCAGUGAAUGGGGAACCGUUUGUGCUGUAAACUGGAAUUUACGAGCUGCCAAUGUCCUCUGUGGACAGCUGAAUUGUGGAAGUGCCGUGGCUGUACUGGAAUCUGACUGGUUUGGAGCAGGGAAUCGCCAAAUCUGGGGCGACAUGUUUUAUUGCCAAGGGAAUGAGACACACUUGUCACAAUGUCCCAUAUCUUCAUGGAGUCGUGUUGCCUGCUCACAUGAACAAGAUGCUGGAGUCAUUUGUAAUGGUUCAUCAUUGGCAUUUCAUGAAGGACAUGUGCAGUUGUCUGGAGAGAGUGAAUGUCAUGGGGAGGUGGAAGUUUACUUCAUGGAGGACUGGAGGAGAGUUCUCCUGCACUCUUGGGGACUGGCUGAGGCAUCUGUGGUGUGCAGACAACUGGGAUGUGGCUCUGUGCUAAGCUAUAAUUCAUCUAUGACUAAAGCCGAACAUAGCCACAUGUGUGCAGUAGGUUUUAGUUGCUCUGGAAGUGAAGCACAUCUGAGAAACUGCCAUAGGGCACACCAGGUGGUCAACUGCAGCUCAAAAGAUCUGUUGUCAAUUACCUGCUCUGGUGUUUUUAACCAAGCACACAGCUCAAUCAGACUGGUGGGUUCUGGGGGAGAUUGUGCAGGAAGGCUUGAGGUUUUUUACAAUGGCUCAUGGGGGACAGUGCGCCAUGACUUGUGGGAUAUUGAGGAUGCACAUGUGGUAUGCAGACAGAUGCAGUGUGGUGUAGCACUCAGCAAUCAUGUUCUGUCCUGGUUUGGUCCUGGAUCUGGACCUAUACGGCUAAAUCAGGUGGAGUGCAGGGGAGAUGAGAUAUCUCUGUGGAAUUGCAGAUUCCAAUUUUCUGAAGAGGAUGAAAAUGGACACCAAGAAGAUGUAGGAGUUGUGUGCUCAGACUUCAAGGAAAUCAGACUUACUGAAGGCUGUAAGGGGAAUCUGGAGGUUUUUUACAAUGGAACUUGGGGUAAUGUGUGUGAAAAUGCGAUAGAUAAAGAAACAGCGAGUUUAAUCUGUCGAGAGCUUAAUUGUGGAAGAACUGGCAAAGAGUACUUAUCCAAAAGCAGGCUAAAAUCUGCUCCUAAUUGGCUGGAUGGUCUGAAAUGUAGGAAGCAUGAUGCCACUCUAUGGCACUGUCAAUCUUCCCCAUGGAGAAAUAACAAGUGUGGUCAUGUGGCUCAUAUUACAUGCACAGAUGUUAAAGAGCAUCAAGGCCAUCUGAGUGACUUUUCAUCUUCCUGCAAGAAACAAUGCUCAAAGCAUCUGCCGCUCAGGCUGAGGAAUGGAGCAGGAGACUGUUCUGGAAGGCUUGAGCUGUAUUAUAAUGAUACAUGGGGAACCAUUUGUAGUGAUCAGUGGGACAUCAAGGAUGCUCAGGUGGUCUGCAGACAGCUUGGCUGUGGUCAGGCAGUGAGCGCUGACAGGAGCACUGGUAAAGGGGAUAAAAUGAUCUGGAUGAACAGAGUGAACUGCAGAGGGAAUGAGAUUCAUCUGUGGGACUGUCUUUAUUCCCUGAAGAAUCACACCGACUGUCUCCACAAACAGGAUGCUGGAGUCACCUGUAAAGACAUGCCCAUGACUCCUGACACAUUUGUAACUACAACUACCCCCAAAAUAGGUCAAGGAGAUACGACACAUAUUGCACAACCUCCAUUAGCAGAUACAUUUAUUAUUCCUAAUGUGGUUGCAUUUGUGCUAGGAAUAAUACUUUUCAUAGCCUUGCUGCUUCUGGUUGUUCAGUUUUACCAAAUCAGAGAGCUCAGAAAAGUUCUCUCAAAAAGGAGGCAUAAGUCAGUGUCUGAACCAGAGUAUGCUGAGAUCAAUCUUCAUUCUUCAAGAUUCAUAAGUACAAGACCCACUAGCUCACCUCAGAUUGGAAGCCUCAUCAUUGAAACACAGAAUUCUGGAUAUGAGUAUGUGGAUGAUGCACUGCUCUCAGGUGAUGGAUCAAGAGUCGAUUCACUCGAGAGCUAUGAUGAUGCCAUCCCUUCUGGACUGAUUUUACAUGACACAGAUGAGGACUAUAAUGAUGCUCUUUCUACUGGAAUAAUCCAAAAUAUUCCAUAUGCGAGUGAAUUCAUAAAUUCCAAUCUCACUGAAGUACCCAGAUUGGAGGAGUAUGAUGAUGUCAUCACUGCUGGUCAAGAUGUAGAAGAUGAAGAAGAUUAUGAUGAUGUGGAAGAGUUUCAGAAGGACUGAUGAACGCCAGCAAAUGGAUUUACUCAAGAGAUUAUACUGAUAAAUCAAUAAUAAGAAUAAUUAGAAUAAUAAGAACAAUAAGAAUAAUAACAUGAUCAUAUCAACAAAAGAAAACAACAAUGAAAAACUGCUGUAUGGUUUAAUGAUGAUUGCUGUGCCAGACAUGCCACUACAAAAUCCCGGGUGCUCUUUGACCGUAACGGCCAUAGCACAUGAUUUACAGUCACAGUAUUGAAUAUGUAUAAUAUAGUGUGUAUAAUUAAAUAGAAAAUAAUUUCUUUUUUAUGUUUUAUUUCUGUAACGCAUAUACACAUUUUAACCACUAGAUGGAA